This is a messenger RNA of Anopheles stephensi (Asian malaria mosquito), 2565 nucleotides long. It is a transcript of the gene thoc5, whose product is annotated as THO complex subunit 5 homolog. The record is from RefSeq and is a predicted model, not a curated record. Gene Ontology annotation, molecular function: mRNA binding. The transcript is spliced from 4 exons. Gene Ontology annotation, cellular component: THO complex part of transcription export complex. Lineage: Eukaryota; Metazoa; Arthropoda; Insecta; Diptera; Culicidae. The coding region runs from base 171 to 2360 and encodes 729 amino acids. Gene Ontology annotation, biological process: mRNA export from nucleus; positive regulation of DNA-templated transcription, elongation.
ACUAAACUUAAUUACCCCUGCAAGAAACUUCACCCUGCUUGUCCUAGCGCGCUUGCCACGGUUGAGGCUCACUGACACAUCGUUUUCUCCGUAUGCGAAAGCCGCAAAACAAUUGAUACAGCGACAUAAGAGAGUAUUUUAAUUUGCUUCGCUACUCCAAGUUUUGUAAAAUGGUCAGUAAACCGGAUAGUGCUGAAGUGGCCACCGACAAGAAGCGCCGCAAGACUAGCAGUUCUAACGCCACGGAAAAUACCGCAACAAGUGCUAAGCUUUCGAAGGAGGAUGUUUACAUGAACACAAUCGCAUUCGAAGAGCAGGAAGCCAGCAAACGUUCGCCAGUGAAGGAUGCCGCUUUAUUCCAUGCGACGUGCGAUGAACUGCGCACGGUAUUCGCGGACAUUGCUAAGCUGAAAACAGACAACACCGAAGACGCCAAGGCGAGAAUCGCCGACAAGCGGAUCGAAGGAUCGCUAGCGUUUGUGCUGCUGAAAAAGUUGAACCGUCUCGAUAAGGUGCGCAUUCGCGAGGGCCGCGAUGCGCUGCACAAGGAGAAACUGCGCGUCGACAGCAAUCGGCUGCAGCUGCAGAACUUGCUGUACGAGGCGGAGCAUUUAAAACGGGAAGUGCAGCGAUGCUACAUGUUCAAGAGCCAAGACGAGGAGAUCGAGCUAGUGCCGGAGGAAGAGUUUUACGAACAGGCCCCAGCAUCCGUUUCCCGGCCUGAAAGCACGAAAAGCGACGAACAUGCGCGACGCAUCGCUAGGCUGGAAUGGGAGCUACAGCAGAGGAAGGAAUUGGAUGCGCAUCUGAAGGAACUCCUUUCCUUGAAGCAGGCGAUUGAAAAGGAUAUUGUUGCCAAAACCGAGCGUCUAGAUUCGUUGGGGCCACGGCUAAGAGAUUUACUCAUCGCAACCCGGCCACUGCAAGAAGCCCUAGAAAUGCCAAUCGAGAAAGGCUGGAAGAUACGGAAAACGGUUCGACUUCUGCCACAACCGUUGUAUCUGCUCUACGCCAAUGUGACUGCCUACGGAGAGGCCAACGACACCCUUCUCACCACCUCGAUCCAGGGCGAUGAAGAGGAGGCACGGCAAAUGGCGGCCGCUGUUAGCUCGUACGAAUCGGAAGCACACCGUGCCAGAGAUUCUAGCAACAAUUCCCGCGAUCGUGCCGAUUCGGAUAACGAUGAAAACGAACACGAAGCAGAUCGAGGCGCGAAAAAACGACAUCAUCGAGACCACAUGAAGCCCAGCAUAGAUGAGCAGCGGCGUGAAAAGCUGUUCAAACCUCAUCCCCUUAGCGUGACAAUAACGAUCCGCGCAAAGGACUGUCCUCCGGAGCUGGUUGCCGACCGGCAGCCCGGUCCCGGCCUUUCGCUGACUUUCUCCUACCUGCCCAACAUGCAGGUGGUGACGGUGAACAUUGCGCUGGUAGAUUUGCAUUCGUCCGGCGCAGCCGCCGGUGAUGUUCUAUCGAUCGAGACCGUUUUGAAUGAGCUCUGUCACGGCGACAAGGGUGAGGAAUGUCCUAAUCCGAAGAUAAAGUACCAGCUGCAAGAUCUGUCGAUCGAAAUCGAUCACCUGACACGCAUUCUGAGGGAAAGAAACCUUGGCAAACCGUUCCUGUGGUCACAGCGGCUGUGCGGACUGGAUCACACGUCGGCCGCGUACACAUGCGUGCUUAGCCAUGAUGCCGCGAACGACCAUCCCGAAGUCCAGACGGAUAAGCUGCACGAAACGAUUCCAUCGAUCAUUCGCUCUGUUCGCGCACGCUGGGAAGCCCGGCUAAAGCUGUACAAGCAGAUCCACGAUUUAGAGAGCAAAAUGAUCGACACGUCGAUCAACGAUGAGCGUGGCCACCCGAUACGCAUCUCGAGCACGGUACUGCAGUGGAGUUCCAUCUCGUUCGAAGACUACGUGUCGUCCGGGGUGGCAAAGAUGUUCCUGGAGGACGGCAUGGCCACCGCCAGUGACCUCUACUUCCGGGCAAUAGUCAUCCGUGGUUCUGCCAAGCUGGAGUGCUACAUAUGCGUACCAUGCCGGUAUCCAGACAGUUCGCCCCUGUGGUCCUUCUCACUCAACUGGAACGGCAAGCAUACCGCGUCGUGCAACAGUUCCGUCAGGGAAAUGGAAUACUGGUGCAACAGUUUGUCGGCAGUGAACCACUCGUUCGACAUUUUGCCGAAGCAGUUGAAGCGCGCGAUGUCCUGCUUAGAUAUUUACCUGGAAACCGAAGGACCGUACUACACACCGGCCGAGUUUACGCAGGACAAAAGCUUUCUUAAACCGUUCCGCGGUCGUACAAGAGCGCAGCCAUUCCGAAUUGCACCGAACGGAAGCAGCUCUCUGUUUACCCAAAUCUAGCGGGCACCAUGCCACCCCUCGCAGUCGCAGUCAAAUAAUGGUCCCUUUCUUUCGACGGUCCAGCUCGCUGCGUUUGAAUUUUGAUUAGUAUGAUGAUUAUUGAUAAAGGGAGUUCUAUAAAAAUUCUAUGCACAAUAAAGGUUGCAGUCUGUCAGCACGUGCAACACACAACCGAACUGCACGUGAGACUGACGCUACUACAUCA